CUCGUCGCUGUUGAAAUUCUCAGGUUACAUUUCCUCCAGCCUUUAUUAGCUGCUUUCUCCACAAAGCUCUCCUCUUUAUCUGCUGCUGCCGGACACAAGCCGCCGACAUGAAGCUUCCAGUGGCCAUUCUCGCUGUUUUUGCGACGAUAGCUGUCACUAUCGAUGCCACCGUCUACUUCAAGGAGCAGUUUCUGGAUGAAGACGGAUGGAAGAGCCGGUGGGUCCACUCCAAGCACAAGUCAGACUAUGGCGAGUGGAAGCUGAGUGCUGGGAAGUUCUACGGGGAUGCUGAGGCUGAUAAAGGUCUCCAGACCAGCCAGGACGCCCGCUUUUACGCCCUGUCUGCCCGCUUCGAGCCCUUCAGCAACGAGGGAAAGCCCCUGGUCAUCCAGUUUACCAUCAAGCACGAGCAGAAGAUUGACUGCGGAGGUGGCUACGUCAAGAUCUUCCCCUCUGACCUCGACCAAAGCAAUAUGCAUGGAGACUCACAGUAUUACAUCAUGUUUGGGCCUGACAUCUGUGGCUACAGCACAAAGAAGGUUCAUGUGAUCUUCAACUACAAGGGACAGAACCACCUCAUCAAGAAAGACAUCAAAUGCAAGGAUGACGAGCUGACCCACCUGUACACGCUGAUCCUGAAUCCAGACCAGACAUACGAGGUGAGGAUCGACAGUGAGAAGGUGGAGUCUGGCUCCCUAGAGGAUGACUGGGACAUGCUGCCUGCGAAGAAGAUCAAGGACCCUGAGGCCAAGAAGCCCAACAACUGGGACGACAGAGCCAAGAUUGACGAUCCCAGCGACACCAAGCCUGAGGAGUGGGACAAGCCAGAGACCAUCCCUGACCCUGAUGCAAAGAAGCCUGACGACUGGGAUGAGGACAUGGACGGAGAGUGGGAACCUGCUAUGAUUUCCAACCCAGAGUAUAAGGGUGAGUGGAAACCCAAGCAGAUUGACAACCCUGACUACAAGGGAUCCUGGGUCCACCCUGAGAUCGACAACCCAGAAUACACUCCUGAUGCCACCAUGUACAAGUUUGAUAACAUUGGAGUGCUGGGCCUGGAUCUGUGGCAGGUUAAGUCUGGAACCAUCUUUGACAAUUUACUGAUCAGCGAUGAUGUCAAAGAAGCAGAGGAGUUUGGGAAGGAAACCUGGGGAGCUACUAAGGAACCAGAGAAGAAGAUGAAGGAUGAGCAGGAGGACAUGGAGAGGAAGUUGAGGGAGGAGGAGGAGAAGAGCAAGAAGAAGGACACUGAAGGUGAAGACGAGGAGGAGGAGGAUGAAGAGGAGGAAGACGAGGAGGAGGAGGAAGAGGAAGAGGGCGACAAAGAGACGGAGGACGAUGCAGGGACAGAAGAGGAGGAUGUCAAACAGAAGGAUGAGUUGUAGAGGAAGGGACCCGGUUGACUCUGCAGGUUCAAACUAACAACAGAAGAUCAAGGAAAGCCCUAUAGACUCUGGCCUUUCAUACAGCAGCCUUUUAUUCAGGUGGAGGGGCGGGGGAGGGGUGGAGGGUGGGGGUCAGGUCAGAUUUCUUUUUUAUUGAUUCCCUUGUUGCUUUUAUUAUUAUUUUUUUUAGCCUUCAAAUUAGAGAUGGGAGAAGGGUUUACUUUUUUUCUCCUCCUGUAUGCUUUGAAUUUUCUAAUUUAAUGUGAUUUACUGGAUGCGGUGUGUGCAUCCUGCAGUUACCCACAGAGCCAAUCCAUUUUUAUUACUGCGUUUUUUUGGGAUGUCCAGUUAAUAGAGGGUCUGUGAUGUUCUCGUUCAUGCACUUUUGUUUCUCCUGUGUGAUGUGGAACAGUUUUUGUUUUAAAUUGCCCAUAAUUUAUUCAAUCAUUACAUUCAUUCAGUUCCCAAAGCUCUGAUUUUGGACCUUUGUGCAACUCUUCGUUUGUGUGUUGUGUGUGUGUAAAAGAGAGUGAGACUGCAUUUGACGAACUGUGAUUUUUACAAUCCUUAUUUUCUCAUUGUUCUGAGUGAGUGACUGACCCGUGGGCGCACACUGUUUUUGAGUUUCAGUCAAUAAAUUAAAGCUUCUCUCAACAA
Molecule: messenger RNA, 2042 nt
Organism: Morone saxatilis (striped sea-bass)
Lineage: Eukaryota; Metazoa; Chordata; Actinopteri; Moronidae
Product: calreticulin-like
Exons: 9
Coding region: 108-1385 (425 amino acids)
Biological process (GO): protein folding
Cellular component (GO): endoplasmic reticulum; endoplasmic reticulum membrane
Molecular function (GO): calcium ion binding
Source: RefSeq, a predicted model, not a curated record